This is a messenger RNA of Aplysia californica (California sea hare), 1796 nucleotides long. RefSeq names its product transmembrane protein 196. Gene Ontology annotation, cellular component: membrane. NCBI's taxonomy places the organism in Eukaryota, Metazoa, Mollusca, Gastropoda, Aplysiida, Aplysiidae. The record is from RefSeq and is a predicted model, not a curated record.
GGUCCUUUGUGAAGCGCAAAAAGAUCCGGAAAUAGCAGAGGCUCACAUGAAAGUCGGAUCUGUUGCAGCAGGCCGGUCGUGAUUUUCCUCGGAAUAAUUUUGAAAUCAGCAUCACUAGAAAGUACGGCUACAGCCAGUAUUGUGGUUUCUUAAGAAUCAUUUUUGAGAAUUGAUGCAUGAAUAACAACAUUAAUUUAUAUACUACGACACAGACAAACGGAACGGUUAUCCGUAGUUUGAUUUAAGAAAUUCAAGCAAGAGUGACAUAUUUAGACUAUUAUUCGAUAAGAGUUGUUAUUUCCCUACGAGUACCAGCCGAGACGAACGAGGAGAAGAUAAAAUAACCCACAUCUUCAUUAUUGUUAUUCCUCCUAACAUUUUAAGCAAUAAAAGAAAACCCAGCAAAGACUGAAAGCCAUACAACACACAGAGAAAACAAGAAAUCAGACCAGAAGGGUGAAAAAGAGGAAUCAGUUCCCCACCACCACCAUCCCCACCAGUGACAUACAGAGGAGAGCCUUGAGAAGAAGAAUUGGAAGUGAUCAAACAGAAUGAUGAGGGCGGUGGAGACUUCAGCUCACAUUGUGUCCGGCAUCCACAUCUUCCUGGGCCUGCUUAGUGUUUGUGUGGGCGUGGUCAGCAGUAUCAGAGCGGAUGUGUGGCUGGCCCACAGAGUCUCACCAAUCUGGAGUGGAGGAUUUAUCAUGUGCUUCACGGCUUUUUCCGUGGUCUCUAUGGUAGUGGCAGUGGUCAGUAUCCAGCUGCUCAGAGUUGGACUGGUCAACCACACCACUGAUGGACACACAUUUCAAAAGGAAAAGAAGGACGUACUCAUCUACAUUUCCCUGGCCGCAGCAGGAACGGAGAUUCUCGUCUGCAUGGCAGCCAUUGUGCUCAGUUGCAGGGUUGCACGCGUGGCUAAGGAAGAGCAAAGCAAACAAAGAGAUGGCAUGUUUCACGUGAAGGUUCUUGGCCAAAAGGACAUUGUCGUUGUUACCCGGCCCGUAGACGAACAUGACGAACUUACGGCUGUGUAGACGACUCGAGACAUAGCAAAGACGCCGCUAUUCUUUGGUCAACCCAGAAAUACGAAUAAUGUGUACCCUACAUGGGGAUUCCAAAGAGGUAGAAAAGCAAUGCUGAGUACGUCAUACACUGAAGGAUGUUGCAAAGUAGUUCUCGACGAUUUACUGUAAGACUACAAGCAAUGCUGUUUUAUUUAUUUUUAUUUUUUCGCUGUUGGUUCCUUCCUUUUUUUCAUUUUUCAUUCGACAGUUUCGUUUAUUAUAGAUACUAUAAGAAGGGUGGGAAGUAGAAUAAACGACUAGACAAGGCAGAAACUAUUUUCAUAGGCCUACCAUACUAACUGAAUUGAAAAUAUUAUAUCCAUAAAACUGAAAUAACUUGUCUCUUGUCGUAUGGUACUUUUUAAAAAGAGUUCUUGAGAGUUCUUCAAAUGUCGCGAUCAGGCAACAACAGAACAGGCCAAACAGUAAUAAGACACUGAAAUCUAUGUGAGUUCAUUGUGUUCUCUUGCUUCUUCCAAGGACCAAGGAGAUAUGGAAUAACGACACGUUUCCAAAUACUAAAGGGACCAUGAUAUUGUUCUUCCAUCAAUGCCAAAAUGUAUACCAAAACACAAUGUAUUGUUUUGUGUUGAAUAAUUGUUUGUUUUUAUUUAUUUAUUUUUAAAGAAAUAGUUAAAUCAUCAUCUAUCAUACUGAACAUGUACAUUUAACGAAUAAUUAAGUUUUUAUUAAAAGGGGGAAAGGAUUCUGCAGCAACAAUUAGAAAAA